This is a messenger RNA of Hyaena hyaena (striped hyena), 2665 nucleotides long. RefSeq names its product chromosome unknown C8orf37 homolog (gene CFAP418). Gene Ontology annotation, cellular component: cytosol. The transcript is spliced from 6 exons. Bases 84 to 716 code for a protein of 210 amino acids. The record is from RefSeq and is a predicted model, not a curated record. NCBI's taxonomy places the organism in Eukaryota, Metazoa, Chordata, Mammalia, Carnivora, Hyaenidae.
CGUACGGUAGAGCCCAGCGUUGCCCCUGGAAACCACUCGACGCUGUCGCGACCAGAAAGGGGGGAACGACGUAACGAUUCAAGAUGGCGAAGGACCUGGACGAGCUCUUGGAUGAGGUCGAGUCCAAGUUUUGCAGACCAGACCCACUCAGACUGGGCAUGGUCGAGCGGCCCAGAGGCUGCGGCGGCGGCGGCGGCGGCAUCCUCAGCAACGACCGGAACCGAGCCGAAGCGAAAGAGAAUCUCAGAUCAACAGAAACAUUUGUGAAAGAAGAUGAUCUUGAUAGUCUUAUGAAUGAAAUAUUUGAAGAGCCCAACUUUGACAAAAAACCUUUUAAAUUAAAAUCUAAAUCUUCAGGUAACACAUCUGUCAGAGCUCCCAUUCAAGGCCUUUGUAAAAGUUGCAGCCCGGUGUACUUUGGCGGAAGCACCACUCCAUGUGGAAUUGGAACAAAUACUUCACAGAGAGCAUGUGACCAUCUGCGUUGUACAGCGUGUGAUUUCCAGGUAGUAAGCUACGACGACUAUAUGUGGGACAAAUCGUGCGAUUAUCUGUUUUUCAGGAACAACAUGCCAGAAUUCCACAAAUUAAGAACUAAGUUGAUAAAGAAGAAAGGAACACGGGCAUAUGCCUGCCAGUGUAGCUGGAGAACUAUUGAAGAACUGACUGACCUUCAAACUGAUCAUCAGCUUCGUUGGGUUUGUGGUAAACAUUAAGAAUGCAGACUUUUCAUGUUUAAACAAAUGCAUCCAUGAGAGCAGUCUCCACUAUCCAUCAUAUUUAGGUAAAGGCACAUAGCAGUAUCAUGCCCUUUGGAAAAAGACAGGAAAUUUCAUUUAAUGACUAUACAGCAUAGAUUUUCAAAGACCAAAUGGACUUGAGAAGAUAAUGUGUCCAAUAAUUUUGGAAUUAUUUCUUUUUGAUAUAUGGGCAUUUUACUUAGUAAAUAAGGUAGCAGUUCAUCCAAAUAGUUUGCUAACCUAUCUCCUGUCAAAUGGAAGUUUAAUUAUGGCGUUUUAUACAAACAUAUAGCCAUUCACUAGCAACUGUAGUAUUAGUCACUGCUAAUACACUUAGCUAAAUAUUCCUCAUUUAUAAUAUUUAAAGGUGAUAAAGCUAGCCAGUAUAGAGAGGUUACUGAGGGGUAUAUACAUCAUCUCCUCCGGUCAAAUCUGUUAUUGCCAAAAAUCAUCAUUUAUACACGGCAGAAACCAUGUGAUCAGCGGCUAACUGAAGGAUUUUUUGGAGUACUGAUAUGCUAUAAAUGAAAACACUGCCUAUAUCUGACCUUACCUCAACAACUCACAGUGAUAUGCACAAUAAUCAUAAGUAUAUAUUACUAGUUUUAGCUUAUUUCUUCUCUAUUUGUUGAGUUAGAUAUCAAAAGUUACUUAGUUUGCUAUUUUAGCAAAUAAUCCAUUUAUAUGUAAAAAAAAUUUUUUGAUGCACCUAAAAUCACAAGGAAAAAUCCUAAUACAGGUAGAUCAUUAUUAGACUUUUUUCCAAGUACUUUCUAGCCUUCAGUGCCUAAAAUUCCAUCAAGAUAUUUUCUCAGCAGCCUGUUGACUUUUUGGUAGGAUCAGCUUAACAUAAUGCUUAUUACAGGAGUGCAUGAAAGAGAAAUAAAGCAUAGUUGAACCAAGAGGUAAUCUGUUGGGCUCCUCCUUUUACAUCACUGAUACUUGAGGAGCCCUACAAUAGCAGCCCAUUCAGGAAGUCAGUUACCUCAAAAUUACCAGGUCCCAGCACCAUCAAGAAAUUGUGGGGGCUUUCCAAUCUACCAUAAGCUCUUUACUGCAUGUGUCUAAGAUCUAGUUCAAAUAUAUGACACAAGGUAUGCUGAAAGAGAGUAAUUGAAACAAAGUUGUGAUUGCUUAGUCUUAAGCUGAAUACAUUCCAGUCACCCUAUUCAAGUAAGAAGAAAGAUCAGCCAUUAAAAUCCUUUUCCUAGCCAUGACACAUUUGCUUACCUGUAAAACUUACUCUAGUAAGUCUAGCAUUGCAACGGAACACAGUGAACUCACAGGGCAGAUGCUUACAUUUUUGUAUUGACAGUGUAUACAGACCUUAUCUCUGAGUAAAAAGUGUUUACUCCCUAAAAUUUUAUCUGUGUGUAAUUAUAUAAGAAACAGGGAGAUUUGACUAAGAAACCAUUAGUCAUAAUGAUGUUUUCUUUUUAUUCAAAUGUGCAAAUUAACUGAAUCAUUAAUUUGAAAGAAUUUUUUUCUCUUUUAUUAUUUCACAACUAUUCUAUAUCAUAGAUACAUUGCUCAUGUUUGGCAUGCCAUAACGUAAUUCCCCAAUAUCAGAAAUGUAUAUAUGAGUUCACAUUUUUGUUGGCAGUUGUACAAUUUUUAAUCUAAAUUGUAGAAAGAAUAUUAAUUAUGUUUAUAUACAAAUGGAUAAAUUAUCACCAGUUGUAAGUUAAGCCAAAAUGCAACUAGUUUAGUAACAGUGCAUAAGAAAAAUAUAGUUUCUGAUGAGUUAUAAUUUUAAAAUGCAAAGUCUAUAAAACCUUCAAGAUGUUCUGCCUAAUUUGUUUUUAAUAUUUCUAAUUUUCUACUUUAGUGAUUAUCUAUUUUUUGUCAAGCUAGGUCGCUACUUUUCUUGAUCUACUCUCAGAUCCUUAUCCUGUGUAGAAAUGAAUAAAUAAUAAACAACUCUA